Messenger RNA from Dichomitus squalens LYAD-421 SS1, 1257 nucleotides. RefSeq lists its product as uncharacterized. Bases 26 to 1180 code for a protein of 384 amino acids. Lineage: Eukaryota; Fungi; Basidiomycota; Agaricomycetes; Polyporales; Polyporaceae. Gene Ontology annotation, cellular component: cytosol; proteasome regulatory particle, lid subcomplex; nucleus. The transcript has 7 exons. Gene Ontology annotation, molecular function: structural molecule activity. The record is from RefSeq and is a predicted model, not a curated record. Gene Ontology annotation, biological process: ubiquitin-dependent protein catabolic process.
UACAGCCCCUACUCGACCGACUAUCAUGACUACACAGGCUCAUAGGAUUGAUAUUGACGAGUUUUUGACUUUGGCCAUCUCGGAAACGCCACAGGAGCUGCAUCCCUUCUUCGAAUCUUUCCGGACGUUGUACAGCCGUAAAUUAUGGCAUCAGUUGACGAACAGGCUUCUGGAGUUCUUUGACUUCCCGCUCUCAAGACCUUACCGCGUCGAUGUCUUUAACAAGUUCGUGCGCGAUUUUGAGGCGAAGCUCAACCAACUGAGGCUGGUAGAGAUGGGCGUAAAGGUCUCGAAGGAGAUUGACAAUCCCGCAACGCACCUCCAAUUCCUUACGGAUCUCCUUGAACGCGUGGACACGACCAAGUCGCCCGAGGCGCACGUCCUUCUCCUUGCUACACUUGCUCACGCGAAGCUGCUGUACGGAGACAACGAGGGGACGAAGAACGAUAUCGACGCCGCGUGGAAGGUGCUUGACGAGCUGUCUGGGGUUGACCCGUCCGUAAACGCUGCGUACUACGGAGUUGCCGCGGAUUACUACAAGUCAAAGGCAGAAUACGCACCGUAUUACAAGAACUCGCUACUGUACCUGGCGUGCAUCGAUCCUGCGAAGGACCUGACGGCAGAGGAGCGCGUGCUUCGUGCGCACGACCUGGGGAUUGCCGCUUUCCUCGGAGACUCGAUCUACAACUUCGGGGAACUGCUCAUGCACCCGAUCCUGGACGCACUCGAUAAGACCGCGCACGAGUGGAUCAAGACGCUGCUGUUCACAUUCAACGAGGGUAAUAUCGGCAAGUUUGAAGCCCUGGCACCACUAUUCCCGAAAGAGCCGAUCCUGCAAGAGAACUACCCGUUCCUGCGGCAGAAGAUCUGUCUGAUGGCGCUCAUCGAGUCCGUGUUCAAAAGAGGGGCGUAUGACCGAACGAUGUCGUUCCAGACCAUCGCCGAAGAGACGCGGUUGCCGCUGGACGAGGUCGAACACCUGGUAAUGAAAGCUUUGAGCCUGAAGCUGAUCAAGGGGUCCCUGGACCAAGUGGACCAAAAGGCGCAAAUUGCGUGGGUGCAGCCGCGGGUCCUAUCUCGAGAGCAGAUCGGGCAGCUGGCGCAGAGGCUCGCAGCGUGGGGCUCGAAGCUGCACAAGGUGGAGGAGCGGAUUGCCCCGGAGGUGCUUGUGAGCGGUUGAGCGGCAGGCGUAAACGGAGUACGGUGUAUAGUAGCGUUUGGACCCUUUCAAUGUAGCCUUUUCGCUUACAAGCCAAU